Panicum hallii is the source of this 1094-nucleotide messenger RNA. Its product is annotated as lysine-rich arabinogalactan protein 19. NCBI's taxonomy places the organism in Eukaryota, Viridiplantae, Streptophyta, Magnoliopsida, Poales, Poaceae. The transcript is spliced from 3 exons. Bases 63 to 518 code for a protein of 151 amino acids. The record is from RefSeq and is a predicted model, not a curated record.
CAUCGCCCUCCCAGCUCCCCGCAGCGGCCGCCGUCUCAGCCGCGCUCCGCAGCACCGCCACCAUGGGGAACCCUAGCUCCGUCCCACCGGUGUUGCUGCUUUCCGUUGUGACGACUCCUCCGCGUGCGCUGCCUCCGUUGCCACCGCCUCCUGCAUCAGGAAGGAUUUCUUCGUUGCCGUUGCCGCCGUCCGUACCCGUGCCCGCGCCUGCCACGAGGACAUCGUCACCACCAUUAACUGCUGGUCCUUCUCCAUCUUUGAGGUCUGCUGCCAUGUCUAUGAUCUCGUCUUCAACCGCCGCCGCCGUGGUCACAGCACAUCGAGAGGCAAUCUGGGAAGGGGAGAGGAGGAAGCAACCACAGACUAUGCCCGUGCCCACUGCUAGCACGAGGAAUCAUCACCUCCGUCGUCUGCUGAUCCUCCUCCACCGUCAUCUUCAGCCACCACCGCCGUCGCGGCAAAUUGGGAGGCAAUCAGGGAAGGAAAGAGGAGGAAGCAAGCACAGACCGAGGGGAUGAUAUGUUAUCAGUAGGAAAGCGUAAGGUCUCUGCGGUGAAGUGGACAAAGGCACAAACGCAAAGCGAUUCAAGUCACCAACAGUGCCGGUGUCACCACUAGUACCUGCAAGGUCAACUGGGAUCAGGAUGUUGCUAUCCCCAAGGAUCAUGUCCCCAUCAACAGAAUUGCCAAGCUCUCCACAAGAAUCCCCAAUAUCUCAUUUUAUCAGCAAAAGAAGUCGUAUCUCGGGAUAGAUAGUAUUAGAAUCUAUUGCCACUUAAUAUUUCUGCAGUAGUUAAAUCUUUUCAUGACAUCAAUAAUUUUGCAGUAGUUAAAGUAGUUAAAUCUUUGAAAUCUUAUUAUAGGGUCUUCAAACUUACCUCACAUAUAUGGCAAGAAUUUGAGCCAAUAUAUGAAAAUAGGAUGGUAGUAGAAGCUCAAUGCAUCCAUUGCAAUCAAAUAUUCAAAGCUAAUAGAGAUAGUGGAACAAGUGCUUGUGGUAGAUACAUGAAGACUUGUAAGGGGAAAGCUAAAUUAGAUCAUAUGAUCUCUCAAUUGAGUUCUGGUGUGUCCUUGCCUGAUGUAUCUUUGAAAGA